This is a messenger RNA of Prorocentrum cordatum, 2286 nucleotides long. NCBI's taxonomy places the organism in Eukaryota, Dinophyceae, Prorocentrales, Prorocentraceae. The record is from the annotation of a GenBank genome assembly.
CACACACAUCCGUAGCCAUUUUGGCUCAAAAGAUAGUGCCGGCUAGAACUUCGUUUGCAACCGCGGCAGGAGCGCACGCAAUGGUUUGUGUCGUCGAUGGGGCACCUGUCGUCUAUUGUUUGCUGAAGGAUGCUUGCCGCCGCUUGCUGCCGCUGUUCUUUGACCAGGUUCACGCAGUCGACGCCGAGAAUUUGCCAGAGCCAGGCGUGCCGACGAUCCUCGCGUUCAGCCACAGCAGCGACCUCGCCGACAUGCUGCUGCUCCUCUCGGCCACGGAGAAGCGGUACAUAAGAUUCGGUGCUGCUUCGUUCCUCUUCAAGAUGAAAGGAGUGAUGUCCGUCGUGAGUUGCAUCGCGAACCGUAUCGGGGCCGCCCCCGUGGUCCGCCUGCAGGAGACCGAGGGCGGCGGCACACAGCAGGCGGAGGCGAACAGGACUCUCGUCGAGCGGAUGAUGGACGGUCUGAGCCGUGGCCAGUGUGUCGCCCUGGUGCCUGAGGGCGGCAGUAGAUGCCGAGUCAAGUUGAAUCCUUUCAAGCCUGGCGCUGGUGUCUUCGCCGAACGUGUAGUGAUGCAGGAGCUUGCCGAGGGCCGGCCGGGUUUCUCUGUGCGGAUCGUGCCUGCUGGUGUGGUGUACACGCAUUGGACGCUUUGGCGCUCCGCUGCCAUGGUGCGCUAAGGCAAGCCUGUCAUCGUGGACGCGGCGCGUCUCGACAGGUUUGGAAUCACUCCGGACAUCUACAGAGAUACGAGGAACCAGAGGCACUGCGACCUUGUUGACGAUGUCAUGAACGAGUUGAGGGGCAAGCUGGCCGCGGUUGCCUACGACAUACCUGCGCAUGCAGUCAAUGAGGGUGGCAGGGCGAGGAUCGCGGACCCCGACAAAUCGAAAACUCUCGAAGGAGAUUCCCCUGAUCUUCGCAAGGGUGUCGUCGCCGCUCGCAUGGCGCUGUUCGACUCGAACAUCAGUAGACUGCCGCGGAUCGACAUUUGGCAGGGCGCGGUCGUCACCCUUGCCAAGGCGCUGCAGGCCAACAGAGAUCUCGGCAACGAUGUCUGCAAGUACCAUGAGUCGCUCGUGCGCGUGGGAUUGCGAGACGCGCAAGUUCGGGGCUGCAGCCGAGCAGGAUGCUGUCACAUCCUCUAUGCGGCAAUCUGGGCGCUGGUGUCGGUGUUUCCACUGCUCCUCGCAGCUCCUGGCGCCAUCCUCUUCUCGCCCAUGCUCCUCCUCGCUUGGCGAAAGCACCGGGCCGCGAUCGCGAGGAGCAAGGCCAUGCAGCAGUUCUCUGACGCCAACAACGCCACAAGCGAAGACGUCCGGAAGGCGUUGAAGGAGCAGCUUGGACGGGAGCCGGAUGUUCAGGACACGCCCAGGGACGAGGAAUCGUCCGCCGGCGCCGGAACUUUGACUUGAUCACGGGCCGCGGUAAGGGCAUACUCGCUGUGCUCUACUUUGUGCUUCUGGAGUGCUUGUUCCUGGUGCUGGGCCUCUUCCGCGUGGGCAAGGUUGCGGAGCUCGUGCACGUGAGGAAGCCGAUGGCCUGCGUUGGCGUCUUUCUGCUACUGCCGAGCUUUGUGUACCUCUUUUUCGCCCUUUCGCUUCGUGCCCUGGACGAGGCAUGUGCCCUGCUACGCACGGCCUCCGGGCAUUGGGCUCUUGCGCGGGUGGCGAACCAGAGGCUGGCGGAGUUGCGCGGAGAGCGCGAGCGAUUGCGCAGGGAAGCUUUGGAUCUUCAGGGCGUUGACGAGGUUCGUGGCUAGGGCCCAGGAGACGCCGGCAGGUUGGCCCAAUCUACUCUUCGGACGGAGCCGAAGCGACUGGAUGGAGGCCCUGAGCUUGUCGGAUGAUCUGGAACUCAGCCUGGGCGGAUUCUACGAGGACCCGCCCUGCGGCGUGAAUGCCCGAGAGCGAGAGCCGCGCGAGGGCUAUGACCAACUCGCCGAAUAGCGGGAUGGCCGUUCCCUUUAGAAUCAACAAUAAUGAUGGCUGAACUGUCAACGCGCGAGUUUCGACGCAUGCAGUUGCCCUUACCUCGCGUCGCUUUGUGGUUCGGGCUUCAGUCGUGAUGCAGCGCGCCAUGGAUUUUUUUGUUAUGAAAAUCUGGCUGUGCCGCCUCUUCCUCGUCUGGAUAGCUUCACGCAGUGCCCUGCCGCGAAUAACGACUAUGAGGUUUUGAAACAAUCCGUUGCCUGGGCGAGGGUCCGGAAGGCCUUCGAGCUUGAGGCGAUCGCAGGCAUCUUGCUUCCCCAGCGUCUGGUCGCAGCUGGCGGGAGGAGGAGUCCCAGGG